Molecule: messenger RNA, 1344 nt
Organism: Rhizophagus irregularis DAOM 181602=DAOM 197198
Lineage: Eukaryota; Fungi; Glomeromycota; Glomeromycetes; Glomerales; Glomeraceae
Biological process (GO): transsulfuration
Molecular function (GO): transferase activity, transferring alkyl or aryl (other than methyl) groups; pyridoxal phosphate binding
Source: RefSeq, a predicted model, not a curated record
AUGACAGAAACGACGGAAACGACGGAAACGACAGAAACGACGGAAACGACGGAAAAGAGAAAUUUUCGUUUUGAAACUCUUCAAUUACACGCAGGUCAUACACCUGAUAUUGCUACACGUGCAAGAGCUGUUCCAAUUUAUGCAACUACUUCGUUUACAUUUAAAAAUGCUGAACAUGCCGCAAAUGUUUUUGGUGGUAAAGAAGUAGCUUACGUUUAUUCGAGAAUGGAUAAUCCAACAACAUCUGUAUUUGAACAGAGAAUGGCUGCGCUUGAAGGUGGAACUAACGCUAUUUCUACAUCAUCUGGUCAGGCUGCACAAUUUGUUGCCAUCACAACGAUUUGUUCAAUGGGUGAUAAUAUCAUUUCAACAAGUUGUUUAUAUGGCGGAACUUACAUUCAAUUUAAGGUUACACUUCCAAGAUUUGGGAUCAAUGUUAAAUUCGUUCAAGGUGAUGAUCCAGAAGAAUUCUCUAAAUUAAUAGAUGAUAAAACGAAAGCUAUAUAUCUUGAAUCUAUGGGAAAUCCGAAAUUUAAUGUUCCAGAUUUUGAAGCAAUAUGUAAGGUUGCACAUGAUGCGGGAAUACCUGUUAUCGUUGAUAAUACCUUUGGUGCUGGUGGAUAUCUUAUUAAGCCAAUUGAACAUGGUGCAGAUAUUGUUGUUCACAGCGCAACGAAAUGGAUUGGAGGUCAUGGAACAACAAUAGGUGGUGUAAUAAUUGAUGGUGGUAAAUUUCCGUGGAAUAAUGGAAAAUUCCCAAUUUUUACUAAUCCAUGUACUGAUUACCAUGGGUUAAUUUGUUGGGAUACAUUUGGCUAUAAUUCCUUUACUAUGAAAGCACGUUUAGAAAUUAUGCGUAACAUUGGACCAUGUCAAAAUCCUUUUGGUUCAUUUUUAUUAAUUCAAGGUCUUGAAACUUUAUCAUUAAGAGUUCAUAGACAAGCUGAAAAUGCUUUAGAAUUAGCAAGAUGGUUAGAAUCAAGAGAUGAUGUCUUAUGGGUUUCAUAUCCAGGACUUGAAUCACAUCCUUAUCAUAAAAAUGCUAAAAAAUAUAUGCGAAAUGGUUUUGGAUGUGUUUUGGCUUUUGGUGUUAAAGGUGAUGCUAAUAUUGGUGACGCAUUCAUUGAUGCUUUACAACUUGCAAGUCAUUUAGCAAAUGUGGGAGACGCAAAAACUCUCGUAAUACAUCCUGCUUCAACGACACAUCAACAAUUAACGGACGAAGAACAAAUAUCUGCAGGAGUAAAUAAAGAGAUGAUACGUGUCUCUGUUGGCUAUGAACAUAUCGAUGAUAUUAAAGAAGAUUUUACAAUUGCGUUUGAAAAAAUUAAAGAAAUCAAUUAA